AUGUAUCGAAUUAAAGAAGAGGUACUUGGCCGACAUGCAUCAACCAAUACGAAGUAUCACGUGCUGUACGGGUUCUAUUUCCUGGGCUUGUCCAAAUCGCAAUUGGCAAAAAUGUACGGGAAGCAUCACACUACAAUUAGCAGCUGGAUAAAACGUUAUCGCGAAAGUGGAUUGGUGGCUCGCAAAGAGAGAAGAAAAGUGUCCUUGCAGUUUGGAGCAGAGAAACGACGGUGGUUAAUCGAACAGUUUAAAAAAAAUCCGACAUUAUUCUUAGAUGAGGCCAGGGAUAGUUUUGAGAAAACUUUCAACUGCUCCAUCAGUACGUCCUCUGUUUCCAGAAUACUACACGAGCAAGGAUAUACGUGGAAAGUUCUAGAGCGUCGGGCGAUCCAGGUUCAAGAAUCUCAGAUUUGUCAUUUCGUCAAUGAGCUGGCUGCAAUAAACUGGGACCUACAUCACCUUAUCUUUUUGGACGAAGUAUCGAUCGACAACAGAGGUAUGUUGCGGAAUCGAGGCUACGCCAAGGUCGGCGAAAAAUUGAUUUACAGGGGUGAAUUCAACCGCAAAGCCAGAGUAUCCUUACUCUGCUUCUUGGGCCAGACAGGAAUGAAGAACACGUACUUGACGGAAGGAACUUUCACGAGGGCAAAGUUCUUUGAAUGUUGUCGUAGCUUUGCCAACAGUGGAGAAGUUUAUCGACACCCUGGAGUUAAUUCGGUCUGGAUCUUGGAUGGGGCUAGAAUUCACUGCCAUCGACGAAUAGUUGAGUACCUCCGGUCAUUGGGAAUCCAUGUUAUCUUUUUGCCUCCGUAUACACCGUUUUUCAAUCCAAUCGAGUAUAUUUUUGGAUACUGCAAGAAAAAACUACAACGUGUCUACGUAGAAAAUAGCUCUUCGGAUCUCACAACAACCAUUUCUGCGACGUUAAAUACAUUCAAAUAUGUACGUAAUAAGGAUUAA
Messenger RNA from Ochlerotatus camptorhynchus, 960 nucleotides. RefSeq lists its product as uncharacterized. Bases 1 to 960 code for a protein of 319 amino acids. NCBI's taxonomy places the organism in Eukaryota, Metazoa, Arthropoda, Insecta, Diptera, Culicidae. The record is from RefSeq and is a predicted model, not a curated record. Gene Ontology annotation, molecular function: nucleic acid binding. The transcript has a single exon.